AUGAAAAUCCUCAUCACAGGUGCUGGCGGCUUCAUCGGCCAAUUUCUUGCACGACAGCUGCUUGAUGAUCCGAAUCACCAACUUGUCCUCACAGAUAUCAUCGAUUGUCCAGUGCCGAGAGGCUCAAAGCAUCCCAAGAAUGCCACCGUUAUCAAGGGUGACCUUUUCGAGGAGAUCGACAAGCUCGUCACAAAGGACCUUGACGCCGUAUACAUCUUUCAUGGCAUCAUGUCAUCAGGUUCAGAAGCAAAUUUCGACCUUGGUUUAAAGGUCAAUCUCGAUGCUACUCGUGUGCUACUGGAAAAGCUCAGACACACUGUUCCAGGUAUCAGGACGAUCUAUGCCUCAAGUCAGGCAGUAUACGGCCGACCGUUUCCAGACACUAUUACCGAGGACGUGUUUCCAACCCCAGAAGGCUCGUAUGGCGCAGAGAAAUUGGUAUGCGAAAUUCUGGUUAACGACUAUACACGAAGAGGUUUCAUCGAUGGACUCAGCUGCAGAUUUCCGACCAUCUCCGUCCGACCAGGCAAACCAUCACAGGCGGCGAGCAGCUUCAUCAGCGGCAUAAUCAGAGAGCCACUAGCUGGUCAAGAGUGUAUAGUGCCUGUUAAGGAUCGGCAAUUUCCAUCAUGGGUUUGCUCUCCAAGGACACUCAUCAACAAUCUAGUGCACGCUUUGACGCUGCCGGCUGAUGCAUUACCUAGCCAUAAGCGAACAGUCAAUAUGCCUGGCCUUCUGGCCACAGUUCAGGAUAUGAUGGAUGCACUGGCGAAGGUGGGCGGUAAAGACAAAUUACAGCAUAUCAAAGAAGUCGACGAUCCAGAGCUCGGCGCCAUCUUACAUUCUUGGGCUUGGAAGUUUGACAACAAACUUGCUUUGAGCUUGGGCUAUAAACCAGAUACCAGUUUUGAGCAGGCCGUCAGGGAGUAUGUAGAUUGGAUGAAGGAGCAGAAACAGGUCAAUGGCGCUUAG
Messenger RNA from Lithohypha guttulata, 972 nucleotides. RefSeq lists its product as uncharacterized. NCBI's taxonomy places the organism in Eukaryota, Fungi, Ascomycota, Eurotiomycetes, Chaetothyriales, Trichomeriaceae. The transcript has a single exon. Bases 1 to 972 code for a protein of 323 amino acids. The record is from RefSeq and is a predicted model, not a curated record.